Nylanderia fulva is the source of this 1721-nucleotide messenger RNA. Its product is annotated as inositol-tetrakisphosphate 1-kinase. Gene Ontology annotation, cellular component: cytoplasm. Gene Ontology annotation, molecular function: inositol-3,4,5,6-tetrakisphosphate 1-kinase activity; ATP binding; magnesium ion binding. Gene Ontology annotation, biological process: inositol trisphosphate metabolic process. NCBI's taxonomy places the organism in Eukaryota, Metazoa, Arthropoda, Insecta, Hymenoptera, Formicidae. The record is from RefSeq and is a predicted model, not a curated record.
UCACGUAUUUACUUAGCCGAUCACGCGCGCGGCCGAUAAAGAAUAUAUAACUUCCGGCGGCGUGUUCAACGUGUGCGCUCUGGAAAGUAAACAAUAGGAUCAGUAACGCGUAGACGAAACGUGACGCGGAACGCGAGGAGCGAAUUGCGCGAGCGAAUAUCUCUGUCACUUCUUUCGGCGCCGGUUUUUCGCGUUCGAGCGGCCGCGAGUCUCGCGACGAAGGAACGUAAAAUCGGAGGAGGCGAGGCGAAGCUACGGCGCGAAACACGGCGUUUUGAAUGCGGCAUGAGACAUAACCGCGUACGUGACACGCUGCGCAAAAAUGAGAUCGAUUCGCCGGGGAUCGUUUAAAUAGUGCCACGAGGCCGGAGAGGAUCGCCGAUCUGUCAAAUUUUCGAACGAGUGACGCGAGACGCGAUCAACGACCGGGGCAAAAUGUGCGACAAGUGUGUCAUCGGUUACUGGGUGCCCGAGAAGAAACGGCUCAAGUUCAAUUGGACCGAUUUCGAGGAUGUCUGCGAGUCCGAGGGAUUUCGCUUGAAAAUGAUUGAUGUGAGUUCGAGCCUUGAAAAUCAGGGACCAUUACAUGUUUUUCUACACAAACUGACAGAUACACAAUCGCAUGCAGAAAGUGGUGAUAAAAAUGCUGAAGAUAUUGUUUUGCGACUGCAAGAGUACAUUGCCAAACACCCAGAUUUGAUUGUUAUCGACCCUCUGGACAAUAUUAGAAAUUUACGCAAUCGAUGUAAAUCUUACGAGUUUAUACAGGAGGGCAUUCAGUUUAAAGAUGUAUUUACUCCUAACUUUGUGGAAAUCAAAAGCAAAAAUGUUCACGAAGUAGCAUCGACAUUAAAAAAGCGUAAUAUUAAAUAUCCAUUUGUCUGUAAGCCACUUAUUGCAUACGGUUCAAGCGACGCGCAUAAGAUGAUGAUAAUCUUCAACGAAAGGGAUUUGAAAGACUGUCAACUACCUUGCGUUGCUCAGGACUUCAUCAAUCAUAAUGCUAUUUUGUAUAAGUUAUUCGUCGUAGGCGACCGUUUUCACGUAGUUGAGCGUCCUAGCUUCAAAAACUUUUACCAAGAAGACUGUAAUUCGUUAAGUACAAUAUUUUUCGAUUCGCACGAUAUAUCGAAAAGUGGGAGUAGAUCUAAGUGGUCGAUAUUGUCCGAAGAUGACAUUCCUUUAACUGUAAAGCCAAAUUAUCAAAUUUUUGAAAAGAUUGUAAAAAAUAUUCAAGAAAUAUUUCAGCUCAUUCUAGUUGGAAUAGAUGUUGUAAUCGAGAAUCAUACUGGAAAAUAUGCGAUUAUAGAUGUUAAUGUUUUUCCUGGAUACGACGGCUAUCAAUUUUUCGAGCAUUUAAUAGAUAGCAUUAAAAAAUUGUUGGUAAAACAAGGCUCUUGCAGACAAAAUUUUAAAGGUUGUACGUUGAAAAAAUGUCAAAGCGAUGAUCUAGAUUCUGGUUUUGAAAGUGAUGAAAAGAGAAAAUCCACAAAAUAAAUAUGUGAUGGACAAUGUAUUAAGUUUGGGCGAAACUAAGCUGUUAGAAUUAAUUACGAUGGUAGCUCAGUAUCUUGUACGCAUUAUGAUUUCGUCCAUACAUUUUUUAAAAGAAAUAAAAUAUUAAGCCAUUUUAAACAUUUUUCCGAUUUCAUCUAUUAAAUGUAAUUUUGAUAUUAAAUUUUGGUACAAUAAAUCUUGUUUGGCACAUUGUUUAUUUCGUA